AUGGCUACUACUACAGCAUCGGUAAAGAAAAUGAUGCCUUCAGUGGAGAAUCAUUUGGGGGUGAACGAGAUUCUGAGUGAGGAAUUGUCCUGGAGUGAAAAAACAAUUCUUCAAGAAGUCAGGGAUGUUCUCAGCCGGAAAGUUGGGCGAGUUUCCGGCGUGGGAGUUGCGAAGGGAACUUCUAAACAAGGUUCUAAGAAAGUACAAAAGAAAGUUGAUCAGUCGUCGGAGAAUAGUCCGGGCAAAAUGGGAGCGAUGAGGAAGAAAUUCUUAGCCGAUCAAAGAAAGGCUACACUCAGCAAGAAUAAAGAAAAAGAAACAGGGAUAGAUCCAUUAAUGAAAGAGAAGCUGAAGGUGAAGGAGAAGAACCGGGGCAUGAUUAAAUCGGAACAAUGUGGUGAAAAUGGAUCAUCUUAUAAGGAAUGUUCUUCUCCAAAAGAUGACGUGAAAGCCGCCACCACGGCGACGUUGCAAAAGCCACCCAGAAGAGAUGCUCCAAAGAAAUUAGUAGUACAAGAAGAAAACCUUCCAAAGGAAGUUCAGCAAGAAGAUGCAAUGGAAGCAGCAGAAGAAAGGAGAAAAGAACGAGGAGCUUCGAGAAGAUCAUUGGAGUUAAUGGAGAAAACCGUCUAG
Molecule: messenger RNA, 633 nt
Organism: Oldenlandia corymbosa var. corymbosa
Lineage: Eukaryota; Viridiplantae; Streptophyta; Magnoliopsida; Gentianales; Rubiaceae
Source: the annotation of a GenBank genome assembly